GUCUAUGUCCUAGUGGCCAUCGUUGCAGCUGCCCCUUUAGCCCGGCGAGAUCACGCAGCUGCUGCCGACGAUGGCGAUGUGCUCUGGUUUUUCGGUGGCGAGGGAUCGACGGAUUCGGGUACACCGCUGCUUCGUGAAUUGUGGAGCUAUGACAUUCAGACUGACCACUGGGCUUUGCAAAGUCAAGGCACGGGCCCCUAUCCACGUCAGGAGCAUGUGGCAGUGUACGCUGAAGGAGCGAUUUGGAUCCACGGCGGCUGGGCAGGAUGGCCGGCAGGACAGCUCGAUGACCUGUGGUCCUACAAUAUAUCUGCUGGGCGCUGGAAUCGGAUGAACAUUCUUGCAGGACCCUGGGCACGCCAUCGCCACGUGGGCGUGUAUGCAUCCGGUAGACUUUGGAUUCAUGGCGGAUUCGGAAGAACAGAUCUGGGUCGUACAUCGCUACUGAAUGACCUGUGGAGCUAUGACAUUGAUACUGGCAACUGGACUUUACAAAGUGAAGGAAUGGGACCGUCUCCACUUAUGGACCAUGUGGCAGUGUAUGCUGAAGGAGUGAUUUGGAUCUAUGACGGCUGGGGACGUGACCUGUGGUCCUACAAUAUAUCUGCUGGGCGAUGGAACCUGAUGAGUACCGCCGAAAGACCUCCGAGACGCUCCCAGCAUGCUCUUGCUUCAGCUGGAGGACUGAUCUGGAUCCAGGGCGGCUGGAACCCCGGUGAGGUGGGCUGGUUGGACGAUGUCUGGGCCUACGAUCCGAGCUCCGGCCUUUGGGCUCU
Messenger RNA from Symbiodinium necroappetens, 776 nucleotides. The record is from the annotation of a GenBank genome assembly. Lineage: Eukaryota; Dinophyceae; Suessiales; Symbiodiniaceae.